Molecule: messenger RNA, 1251 nt
Organism: Panicum virgatum (switchgrass)
Lineage: Eukaryota; Viridiplantae; Streptophyta; Magnoliopsida; Poales; Poaceae
Exons: 1
Coding region: 77-844 (255 amino acids)
Molecular function (GO): S-adenosylmethionine-dependent methyltransferase activity
Source: RefSeq, a predicted model, not a curated record
CGGAUGGAGGCAGAGGACACGCCGGCGAUCUGGGGCUGGUUAGCUCUGACAAGAGCGCGGUUUCUAGUGACGAUUAAUGAGGGCGAUCCAAUCUGAGGCCUGCACCGCGAGCUCAUCGCCGACGAUGGACCGGUGCGCGCAGGGGCUGGUCGCGCGCGUCUCUGUCGCGGUGGCCGCCCUCGCCACGCUCUCGCUCCUGUACCUCUUGCGCCACGAAUCCGCCUCCUGCUUCCCCGCGCCGCGCUCCCUCGCGCUGACCCUCUCGCUCGCCCCAUUUCCCCGCAAUUCCUGCGAUGCAGCCUCCCGCCGCGUGGUCCCGUCCGACCGCCGCCUCGCUAAACUGCGCCUCUCGCCGCGCUGGCGCCGCCGCACCGCUGCCCUGGCAGCGUCCGCCUUCCCCCCGCUCCGCGGCCUCGGCUUCCUCGCCGCCCCCUCCCGCGUUCUCUGCCUCGCCGCGGGCGCCGGCCACGCGGUCGACGCGCUCCGCGCCGCGGGGGUGGCGGACGUGACCGGGAUCGACCUCGUCGACUUCCCGCCGCUCGUCCGCCGCGCGGACCCCCACCGCCUCCCGUUCUCCGGUGGCGCCUUCGACCUCGUCUUCUCGGAUGACCCCUCGGCGAUCUCCGGCGCGCUCUUCCCGUCCCGUCUCGCCGCCGAAGCUGAGCGCGCCGUCCGCGGCGGGGGCGGCAUCGCGCUCGCGGUGGACCGGCAGAUCGAGACCGCCGCCGUCGCCGCACUGUUCAAACAAUCGCGCAUCGUGGAUGUGAAGGUUGUCACCUUGGAUGGCUCCCAGGUUCGGCUGCUCAUCUUGCAGAGCAAUGGCACCACUUCAAUCCCACACUGACUCGUGUAUCAUUCACUUCAGUUAUAGUAAGUUUUCAAAAAAAAAAUCACUUCAGUUAUAGUCAUUUACUAGUGAUGAUCGUCGGCUCAUUCUCUGGAACCAGAUGCAUUUUAGGGAGCUAAAUUAGUGGGGAAAAUCAGUCUUUUGCAUUUGGUGAAAUUGUGGGGGAAAAGUAAAGUAAAACUAAGGGAAAAUGAGGACCGGUGCUAUUUCAUGAAGAGCAUGGAUACUUACAGUGCGGUUUUACGGAUACCUAGAUUAGAGGUGCUGUUUUAUGAACACCACUUGAAACAAGUGCUAUUUCAUUGGUUCUCCCCCCGAAGUAUGAUUCAUCAUGGUCAGAAAAAAAAGAUGAAAUUGUUCAUUAUCUGCAAGUCAGUUGCAUUGCAUGGGAUGCUUUGCCCAAA